CUAUUUGAUGUAUUUCUACACGGAAGUCUCUCCUCCUCCCUCCUGUGUUUUUAACCACUAGGGCUUAGCUUCAUGCCAUCUCCAGAAAUGGACAAUGUCUCCAGUGUUUGCUCUUCUGUCUCUCCUGCAGAAAACGACCCAGAAACCUGCGACAGCUCCUCCUCGACAGAAGAAGAUGGCUUAGUGGACGCGUUUGGAGACCUGGCUGCUCUCCCGGUCGAGGUCGGAGAGAGAAGACCGACGUGUUUACGGUGCCGUCGCCCUCAGAAGGUGUGUCUCUGUCCUUUUCUUCCAUCGCAACCCCUGGAGGUCUCCACAUGUCUGUAUAUAGUGCAGCAUCCUGCAGAGGAGAGCCGAGUACUUCGCACAGUGCCUCUUCUCGCUGCUUGUUUGCCACAAGGAAAAUGCAACGUCAUCGUCGGAAGGAGAUUUAAUGAAGAAAAGCACCCGGAGCUGGCUGCGGUGUGCCGAGACAGUAAAACUCUUAUCUUAUAUCCAGGCCUCCAAUCCCAGAACCUGGAGGAGUUAGUGCAAAACCAAGAAGUCGGAGCUGUAAAACAUAACGUCAUCAUUAUAGACGGCACCUGGAGUCAGGCGAAAAACAUGUUCCUCAAAAACAGCCUGUUCCACCUCCCUAAACAGGUGCAGCUCAACAGGACUCUGUCCAGUCAGUACGUGAUCCGCACACAACCCUCCAACAUCUGUCUGUCCACGCUGGAGUGUGCCGCUGUGGCCCUUUCCAUCCUGGAGAGGAACGACGACAUCCAAGAGGUUCUUCUGAGACCUCUCAAAGCUCUGUGCUCGUUCCAGCUGCAGCACGGCGCUCAGGUUCAUCACAGCAAGGAGCAUCUGCUGAAGAACGGCAUGUACGACAAACCCAUGCCCAAGAACAAACGCAAGAUAAAGAGGAUGGAGAAGCUUGUCACGGACCGCAACAUCUUCCCUAGAUGAGGGCGGAGAGAGAAAAAGAGGCUGAAAUCCUCUCCAAGUAACACAGCUGUCAACGCUGCAGAGGACUGUGUCACCAUGGCAACGUGUAGCAGCAGCAGCAGCAGCAGCAGCAGCGUACAGACACAGAAACCACUGGACUUCUUAGGGAGGGUUUUUAUUUUAUUUUUAAUUAUUUUUUAAGAUAAUUGGUGUAUGCUGGUUAAUGUUAUUUAUGCAUUUGUCAUUCAUUUUAAAAGAAAAUAAACUGAAUGACAAUGAAAGAUGUAGUUAUAAAGUGUCAUGGUGUGACAAUAAAUCAGGUUCCUGACUUU
Messenger RNA from Scomber scombrus (Atlantic mackerel), 1262 nucleotides. It is a transcript of the gene dtwd2, whose product is annotated as DTW domain containing 2. The coding region runs from base 73 to 951 and encodes 292 amino acids. The record is from RefSeq and is a predicted model, not a curated record. NCBI's taxonomy places the organism in Eukaryota, Metazoa, Chordata, Actinopteri, Scombriformes, Scombridae. The transcript has 6 exons.